Oppiella nova is the source of this 219-nucleotide messenger RNA. NCBI's taxonomy places the organism in Eukaryota, Metazoa, Arthropoda, Arachnida, Sarcoptiformes, Oppiidae. The record is from the annotation of a GenBank genome assembly.
GUUUAUUUAUUUAUUUUUAUACAAAAAAACAUUUAAACAAUGGAUUCAAUCAAUGAUCAAAACCGACGGCAAAGACUUCUUGAGCUCGAGGAACACAUCCUGAAACACAAAUCAGAGCUCAGUGUCGAUGGACUACUGGAUUGUGUUCAGGCGUUAGUCACUGAUUGUAAUCAUCCGGCCUUAAGACGACUCAAAAAUAUUGAGGCAUUUCUUCAAAGA